Molecule: messenger RNA, 966 nt
Organism: Dictyostelium purpureum
Lineage: Eukaryota; Evosea; Eumycetozoa; Dictyosteliales; Dictyosteliaceae
Exons: 1
Coding region: 1-966 (321 amino acids)
Molecular function (GO): oxidoreductase activity
Source: RefSeq, a predicted model, not a curated record
AUGAAAGCUGCAGUCUUAUAUGAAAGCAACACUGUUCCAAAAUAUGCAGAUUUCCCAAUCCCAAAGGUUACAGCAGAUGACCAAGAGUUGGUUUCAGUUGUAUCAUCAAGUAUUAAAAAUUUAGAUAGAGGUAAGGUUAGCGGUGCACAUUAUACUGCAUAUAGACAAUUCCCAACCACUAUUGGUGUCGAUGGUAUUGGCAGAUUGGAAGAUGGAAGUUUAAUUUAUGCAAUGGGUUUAACAGGUAUGAUCGCCGAAAAAGCUAUUGUAAAGAAAGGUCAAUAUGCAGUUAUCAACGACAAAGACGUUGAUCCAUAUAUUGCUGCUGCUUUACCAAAUACUUUACUCGGUUCAGAUUGUGCUUUAUUGUUCCGUGGAAAUAUCAAAAAGGGCGAUGUUGUUUUAGUUAAUGGUGCAACUGGUGUAACUGGCAAGGUUGCUGUUCAAAUCGCUAAAAUUCGUGGUGCCUCAAAAGUAAUUGCCACUGGUAGAAACCUUGAAGUCCUCAAAAAAAUGCAACAAGAUUUAGGUGUCGAUGAUAUCAUUCAUCUCAAUGGCGAUGACAAAGAUAUCAGUGCCCAAUACAAAGCAUUACUCGAUAAACAACCAAUCGAUAUCGUAUUGGACUAUCUCUGGGGUAAACCAGCUGAGUUAGUCAUCAAUGCAAUUGUUAGUCAAAAGAAAUUCCACAUUACUAAAAUCAUCACUGUUGGUGAAAUGGCUGGUGCCAAUAUUUCACUCCCAUCUGCUGCACUUAGAAGCACAGCUAUAGAAAUCAUUGGUUCAGGUUUAGGCUCAUUUGAGAUGUCUACUUUAGGAAAAUACUUUAAAAACUAUUUAAACGAACUUUUAGGUUAUGUUAAAGAGGGUAAAUUAAAAGUUGAUAUCAGAACUGUUGACCUCAAAGAUAUCGAAAAAGAAUGGCCAGUUAACGAACCUUCAGUAAGAACUGUUAUUAAAAUUUAA